CCAUUACUAACCUUCCAAACACUCCAGGCCCUAAACCCAAUUUCCCGUAAAUAAACCAAAGGUGCUUCAGCGAUCUCAGCAAAACGAUAUGGCGUGCAACUCAGCAGGUUGCAAGUCCGGGUGCGACGGCUACAGCGAGGAUGGAGAGAAAGAACACGAGAGUCGUCCGACGACUGAUUGUAACGGAGACGCGCCGGUUUCAAACAGCACCGAGCCUUCUCGCAACCGCAUCUGCGUAAAAUGUAAAACUAAUGAAACAAUCGCUGCAAGUGGCGUCGGCGCCGGUCUUAGAGGAGAUGGAGGAAGGUUCUGUGCUGAUUGUUUCAAAAGUAAUCUGUAUUGGAAGUUCAGGUUUUCUGUUACCUCCAAUGAUAUGAUAUCUCCUGCCGAUAACGUCCUUGUAGCCUUCUCCGGCGGCCCCUCUUCCAGGGUGGCUCUUCACUUUGUAAGUGAGAUGCAGGAUAAAGCUCAGAAGAAUUUUGAAGCCAGUAGGGACCGAGCAUUACCCGUUUUUGGUGUUGGGAUUGCCUUUGUUGAUGAACAAUCAGUCUCGGCAAUCCCUCAUCACGAAUUUGAUAAAGCAAUUGAACAAAUGAAACUGAUCGUUUCAAAUCUUGCCCCACCACUGAAACAAUUCCAUGUUGUCCGUACUGAGUCUGUGUACUCAUUAAAACCUGCUGAUGGAAGAGAGCGACUGAAAAAGUUGAUUGAUGUCAUUACUGAUACGACAGGAAAAGAAGAUCUCUUGGAGCAUAUGCGUAUGUUGGCCUUGCAAAAGUUUGCUAUUGAAAAUGGAUAUACCAAAAUUGUGCUAGGAAAGUGCACAUCAAGGAUUGCUUGUCAUGUGCUUGAAGCAACUGUCAAGUUCCUUUCAAAUCACACAAGAGCUAAAAGUUGAUGCAUUGCUAUUAUCUUCUGCCAGGGAAAAGGUUACUCCUUAGCUGCGGAUAUCCAGUAUGUUGAUGCAAGGUGGGAAGUUCCAGUACUGUCCCCCCUCCGUGAUUGUUUUUCUCAUGAGAUAGAUUUGCUGUGCUGCCUGGAAAGUUUAAAGACAGUGAAAUUGUUUGACCAUCCACGUUCAGGCAUCAAUGGUCUGGUCUCCUCAUUUGUGAAAUUAUUGCAGGAGGAGAAUCCGUCCAGAGAGAGCACAAUUGUAAGAACGGCUGGAAAGCUUACCCCUUUUCAUUUCAAUAGGAUUCCCGAAGAUGAUAUAUGUCAUGGUCCAACAGCAUCUCAGAGGAGACGGAAGAAACAAAAUCUCAAAACAGACCCUCUGAUUUCCCAAGAGUCAUUCUGUCCUAUUUGCAAUAGCCCAGUCAAAAUGUCUGACAUAGUAAAUAUGACACGUUCUGAAAAUGUUCAAACCAGUAUGGAUCUUUUGGAGUUAUGCUGCCUGAGUUGCCGGUUUCAGAUUUUACCUGCAGAGAUCUCAUCUACGAACUCUUUUUAUUCACUCCUACCAGAUCCAAUAAUUUCUCGAGCAAAAGAUGUGAGCUCUAUCAAUCAAAGCCUCCUGCUAAGAGAGCAGAUAGAGGACUGCUUGCUAUCAGACACUGAAGACGAGACCUAAACAUGUGUAUGCAGUGUAUUGUCUACAAAGAGAGAAUCUGGCAUGAAGUCAUAGACUCGGUUUAAGUGGAAAAUUUAGUGUUCAUCCCAAAAAGAUUUGGAAAAUUCAAUCUGUGUUUCUAAUUAAUUUUUCCUAAUUUUGGAUAUGUUAUUAUUUUCUAGCAAUUUUUAUGUUAGAUGUAUGCUCACCUCACUUUGCAAGAUUGACUUCAUGUUCGUUUAGUAACAUGGGUAAGUUAAAGAAAAAAUGUUGUGACUAAUCUUACUUUGAGAAGUUUAAUGGAUGGGUUAAAACUAG
Cuscuta epithymum is the source of this 1867-nucleotide messenger RNA. The record is from the annotation of a GenBank genome assembly. Lineage: Eukaryota; Viridiplantae; Streptophyta; Magnoliopsida; Solanales; Convolvulaceae.